AUGAACACCAAAGAAGGUUUGAACAAAAAAGGAAACUACGACGAGUGGACAGUUAGCAGCAGAAGUGGGUUGAAAUCACCCAGGAGAGCCUGGAGCAAUGCAUCCUGCAAAAAGAGGAACAUGAAUUGCAGGAUGAGCCAGCGUCUUCAAUAUACAGCGGCGCCUCCAAGAAUAAGGUGGAGAACUUUUUUAUUACAACAAUGUGUUCUGCUGCUGACCUAUCUUAUAAUCACACUGGAAGCAGUGCCUAUAGAUGUAGACAAGACAAAAGUGCAAGGGGAAGAACAAGUAGAAAGUGCAAAAAUAGAUAAUCCGGAUACUGGCCUUUAUUAUGAUGCAUACCUCAGGCAAGUGAUAGAUGUUCUGGAGACAGACAAACAUUUCAGAGAGAAGCUUCAGACAGCUGAUAUAGAGGAAAUAAAGAGUGGCAAGUUAAGCAAAGAGCUAGACUUAGUUAGCCAUCAUGUGAGAACAAAGCUGGAUGAACUGAAAAGACAAGAAGUUGCAAGAUUAAGGAUGUUGAUUAAAGCCAAAAUUGAUUCAUUUCAAGAUUCUGGCAUAGACCACCAAUCCCUUCUCAAGCAGUUUGAGCAUCUAAACCACCAGAACCCUCACACUUUUGAAGCGAAAGACUUAGACAUGCUGAUCAGAACUGCCACAAGCGACUUGGAAAAUUAUGACAAGGCCCAUCAUGAUGAAUUUAAGAAGUACGAAAUGAUGAAAGAACAUGAAAGAAGAGAGUACUUAAAGACGCUGGAUGAAGAAAAGAGACACCAAGAGGAAUCCAAGUAUGAAGAAAUGAAGAAAAAGCAUGGUGAUCACCCCAAAGUUAAUCAUCCUGGAAGCAAAGACCAACUGAAAGAGGUAUGGGAAGAAGCAGAUGGGCUAGAUCCUAAUGACUUUGAUCCAAAGACGUUUUUCAAGUUGCAUGAUGUCAAUAGCGAUGGUUUUCUAGACGAGCAGGAGUUAGAAGCCCUGUUUACUAAAGAGCUAGAGAAAGUCUAUGAUCCCAAAAAUGAAGAAGAUGACAUGGUAGAAAUGGAAGAAGAGAGGCUCCGAAUGAGAGAGCAUGUAAUGAAUGAGGUUGACAUCAAUAGAGACCGGUUGGUAACUCUGGAUGAAUUCUUGAGAGCUACAGAGAAAAAAGAGUUUUUGGAGCCAGACAGCUGGGAGACUCUUGACCAACAGCAGCUCUUCACUGAAGAGGAGCUGAAGGAAUUUGAAAGUCACAUUUUCCAGCAAGAAGAUGAACUGCAAAAGAAAGCAGAAGAACUUCAAAGGCAGAAGGAAGAACUUGAGAGGCAGCAAGACCAUCUUCAGGCUCAGAGACAAGAACUCCAGCAGGCUGUACAACAGAUGGAACUCAAGAAGUUACAGCAAGGACAGCCUCCUUCAAACCCCAAUGGAGAACUAAAAUUCCAACCACAUGGGGCACAACCAGUUGGUAAUGCUCAAAACAAUCCUGAAGAAAGCAGACAGCCUUUACCACCAGGAAGCAUACCAGUACAAGAAGCUGCUGCUAGAUCGGAUCAUGUCCAGACUCACACUUAACCACUUGUGCCUCAACUUUAUGCCAUAAUUUUGGGAGGGGAGAGGGGGAGGUGGCCUGACCCUAAAAACAAAUGGGAAAUGAGAGUCAACAGGUUCCC
Molecule: messenger RNA, 1649 nt
Organism: Euleptes europaea (tarantolino)
Lineage: Eukaryota; Metazoa; Chordata; Lepidosauria; Squamata; Sphaerodactylidae
Gene: NUCB2
Product: nucleobindin 2
Exons: 13
Coding region: 1-1551 (516 amino acids)
Cellular component (GO): extracellular exosome; endoplasmic reticulum-Golgi intermediate compartment
Molecular function (GO): calcium ion binding
Source: RefSeq, a predicted model, not a curated record